Messenger RNA from Pyricularia pennisetigena, 1950 nucleotides. RefSeq lists its product as uncharacterized. NCBI's taxonomy places the organism in Eukaryota, Fungi, Ascomycota, Sordariomycetes, Magnaporthales, Pyriculariaceae. The record is from RefSeq and is a predicted model, not a curated record. Bases 1 to 1950 code for a protein of 649 amino acids. The transcript has 2 exons.
AUGCAAGCCCUAAGCCGCCAGUCCGAGACGCCGUACCUCCCGCUCGGUCUCCGCCGAGGUGCUCCCGACUUACCAAAUUUCUCCAUUGACCUGAACUGGCCAAAACCUGAGUGCGAAAGUACCUCUCGACCGAGGACGUAUCCGUCUCCGCCCAUGUCUGGGUCCCCUUCGUUGCCGCCGAUAUCCAGUCAAGGGGUCGGAGACAGAAGCCAGGGAGUCUACCACACGCCUGCCAGUCAGGAUGUCCGCCAAGGGACCGCAUCAGCUCACGGGGACUUUGCAUCGCAUGCGCCCAGCUAUCAGACGCAACCGUACCACCUCCAAGCCCAAACACAAGCCCCGCAACCUGUACCGGUGACAACGCAAGCCCAAGCCUACAUGGGCCCUUACCAGCACGAGUCUUUUGACAGGACGCACUAUGGCAUUGAACGACCUUCGCAGAGCCAGCACCGCCCGACACAGUAUCAAGCACCUGCUCCCGGCAGCAUAUUACCACCUCACCCCUAUAUGCACCACUCGUCUCUCGGACUUGGUCACGGGCAUCUUUCCAGCCUUGGCCCUCCUCCGACCCUCUCGGGACCUCCACAGCCAUCUUAUUCAAACUCGCCGAGGCCUUCACCCCAAGAGGUCCAUCCCUAUAGCUCCCCGAAAACACAAAGAAAAACGAAGGGCCACGUGGCUUCAGCGUGUGUUCCUUGCAAGAAAGCGCAUCUUAGGUGUAUCAGCAAUGGCAAGGAAGACUCAUGUGUCGAUGUCCAGCAUAAAAAACGGGGCCGACCCCGGUUACGAGACGAUAGGGAAGUGAGGUAUGACGUGUCUGGAAGACACGGUCCUUCACUUGAAGGUAGCAUGAGGAGACCACUCUCGCUCUAUUCGCAAGCGCCUCCCCCGAGCCACGUUGGCGGAUACGAAGACUCGAUGAGAAGGUCACAGUCAUAUCGAGUGCUGAAGUCGUUGCCCUCAGAAGGACCAGCUCCACCGAGAUACCUGGAACGUGCAUCCGCAGCAGACGCCAAUAUAUUCCCGGCGCCCUUGUCGAUCGCUCCGCGACAACAGGAGGCGGUAGCCUUCAUGACUACCGACUUUGAGGUUGCCAAGACGUCAAGCGGGUUUCUCGACGCUAUUGGUCGCCACUCCAUCAAGGGCUUAAAGCUAUCUGAUGUUGUGGCUUCGACGGAUAGAGAGCGGGUAAUAAAUCUGCAAACGCAGCUUCAGGAUGAACAACGAAGGAAGGAACCGAGCUACUUACCUCCAAUGUUUGCGAGGCAGGAGGAAGAGAGGAUAUUCCAUGGAUUAGGCUUCAGCCCGGAGGAGAUCGCUAGAUUCUCGCUCGACAAACAGUUGUUGUUGACCUUCAACUCGCACGACGGGCAGCUCAGGACCUGCACGGCUCGGUUCGGGCUCGCCAAGCUGGAAUCGAUAUUCUUUGUCGUCGUCCAACUGAACAGUGGAGCACGAGCCCAUGGCCAUCUGACGCCAUCACCGCACCCGAGGGACCCUCGUGAUAGUCCCUUCCAAUACCAAAGCCCACUCCCUCAAUACCAGCCCCAACCACCCCAGCCCACUCCAGUCUCGGCGACCUUUGGCUCUGCGAGGCCACGUUUGGGUAGUGAUACCAGUGUGUAUGGUGUGAGAUCUCAAGGUUCUGGUUCACAAAUGAUGUCGACUCACAGCCCAGGCAUGUCUUCGUCUUCGUAUGCCGCAUCGCCCAGCCGCACGGAAUAUCCGGCGGCGGUGGGAUCGUAUCAGAUACCGAGAAGCGAGCUUCCUCCUGCGACGCGACCUGCCCUUCCACAGCAACCAACAUUCCAGCUUCCACCCAUAAGAAGUCAGCAACCAACCAGUACGACAGCUCCACCAGAGUCAUCGUCUUGGCCACGGGACGACAGGCUCAAGGUGGGUGGUUUGAUAGACAACCCAGAGUCUUUUGACCAGCCCAAGCCGCGAUAG